Molecule: messenger RNA, 1065 nt
Organism: Owenia fusiformis
Lineage: Eukaryota; Metazoa; Annelida; Polychaeta; Sabellida; Oweniidae
Source: the annotation of a GenBank genome assembly
UAUGCAUACAAUGGACCAUCCUCCUUAGCAGGUCCAAAAUCCGUACCUCCUUCUUCCCCCUGCUAUAACCAAUUUGGACGCGCCCGAUUUAACUUAAUCACGUGAUCUAAUUAUGCGCAAUGACUUAUACAUGAUUUCUGUCGCAGUGUUGCGACAGCCAAUCAGAUUGCGAGUUCUUAAUCGGGGAAAUGGUAACUGCUUAUCGCAGGGGGUAAAAAGAAAGAAUAUGUUCUGGAUUUUGAAACCCUGUGAUCGGAGGAUGACAAUGGACUCACCAAUUGCUUUUACCAUUCUUAAAUCAAAAUUAAUGCAACUCUAUAUAUUUCCAGGACUCCGAGACCCCACUAUGGUAAACCAAACUACUUCAAAACCUUAUCCUAAAUAUGUGUGCCCAACAUGCAAUAAGACACUGAACAAUGUUGGUAAUUUUAACUAUCACUUGAGGACCCAUACUGGCGAGAAGCCAUUUGAAUGUGAGCUUUGUUUGAAGAGGUUCAGAGCUAAGUGCACAUUAAAACAACACUUAAUGAUCCAUACUGGAGAGAAACCAUUUGAAUGUAGAGAAUGUGAUAAAAGAUUUCACCAGAAGAAUCACCUAAUAACUCAUAUGAAGAAGAUCCAUACUGGUGUAUAGCAGAUGCAAGAGAUGAAGAUCAUGACUUGUGUAUAAGAAAAAAGAGACUUUUAUAUUAUAUACACAUAAUACACAUACUGGUAUAUAAUGGACGUUAGAGACAAAAGACUGAAGAUUGGAGUUGUAUAUAAGAGAAAAGAGAGUAUUAUAUAGACCAUUGCCCAUUAAUACAUACAGGUGUUUGAUGGGCAUUAGGGACAAUAGACAAUAUUGUAUACACUGUAAGAAAUAAGAGACUGUUGUAAUUUGGAGAAAUUAUAUAGAUCCAAAGUUAACAAAUGUCGUGUUGAACAUAAUCUGUGGAUAUCAAAGGAAAUGAUUGUCUAAUAAAUAACUUUUUGGAACAAAAUUAGCUUUACUUGUUGUAUGAUCUGUUCAAAAUACAUUAGUUAUUUUAGUUUAAUUAAAGUUAUUUUGAAACCUUGAACAUU